Molecule: messenger RNA, 1262 nt
Organism: Dromiciops gliroides (monito del monte)
Lineage: Eukaryota; Metazoa; Chordata; Mammalia; Microbiotheria; Microbiotheriidae
Gene: MYL10
Product: myosin light chain 10
Exons: 7
Coding region: 48-602 (184 amino acids)
Cellular component (GO): mitochondrion; cytoplasm
Molecular function (GO): calcium ion binding
Source: RefSeq, a predicted model, not a curated record
UUUGCCCUCAUUGUCAGCGACGCUAUAAAAGAGACAAUUGCCACUCGAUGUGCUAUCUUGCAGGUUGGCACGACAGAGGUGGCAGAAAGAACAGCUUUAUGGCUCCCAAAAAGGCAAAGAAGAGGGCAGAGGGAGGAGCUGGCUCCAAUGUGUUCUCCAUGUUUGACCAAUCCCAGAUCCAGGAGUUUAAAGAGGCUUUCACCAUCAUGGAUCAGAACCGGGAUGGCUUCAUUGAUAAAAAUGACCUGAGAGACACCUUUGCUGCCCUGGGUCGUCUCAAUGUCAAGAAUGAAGAGUUGGAAGCCAUGGUGAAGGAGGCUCCAGGUCCCAUCAACUUCACUGUCUUCCUGACCAUGUUUGGUGAGAAACUGAAGGGCACAGAUCCAGAAGAGACCAUCCUGCAUGCUUUCAAGAUUUUUGAUGUUGAAGGAAAAGGUUUUCUUAAGGCAGACUUCAUCAAAGAAAAGCUCAUGACGCAGGCAGACCGGUUCAGCGAAGAAGAGAUCAAACAGAUGUUUACAGCUUUUCCUCCAGAUGUGCGUGGUAAUCUCGAUUACAAGAACCUGUGCUAUGUCAUCACCCAUGGUGAGGAGAAAGACUAGGUGGUGGGAGGAGAGAGCCCCCAGUGUCUCCUCUGCAAGCACUUAAUGGCAAAGGUGAAAGGGAUAAGGAAGCUUCUACAGGAGAUCAAGAAAAAAAAAGUCUUCCCACCGUCAUGGGGCUCAUCCGAAAAGAACCAAAAAUAAUAAUUAAAAAAAUGGAAACGAGGUUAAAGUUAUUCUAUUUAAUGUUCUAGCCCGGAUGAAAGCUGAAAAUUCCAAUUUUGUUAGUUUUUCCCACACUUAAGAGAAAAAAAAAACUUUUGGUGGUUUCGGCUGGAAUUUUCCUGAUGAGUUGUUGCUUUUAAUUUAUUGACGGUUUUAAUGAUCACCAGAUGGCCCAUAGGAUAGAGGAAACAUCUUGGCACCCCCUCCCCCCAAACCACCCAUUGCCUGGGCCAGACUCCAUGCUCCUGCCGGUUGCAUCAUAAAGAGCCUUUGCUAACCAGAAUUCUCUUCCACUCCACGGCUUUUUACAUUAGAUACCGAAGUGGAAUCAAACUUUGGGUUGGAAACAAACAGAGCCCAUUGGUCUAACUUGGGGGUUAUUGCACAAGUUUCUUUUGAAACAUGUCACUACAGAUGUUUUCAGAAGGUGCUCGCUUUCUCAUGACCAAUUUAAAAGUACAACCUAUUCAGCACCUAGCUUGAUGCCUGGUACAC